AUGUCAGUGAAGGAGCAACAAAACCUCCAGUUAAUCCAGGAACUGGAAAUCGAAAUGAUGGCCGAUAUGUAUAACAGAAUGACUGCGGCCUGUCAUAAAAAGUGCAUUCCGCCAGCUUAUGGGGAUGCCGAGAUAGCCAAAGGUGAAGCAGUCUGUAUUGAUCGUUGUGUGGCCAAAUUCUUGGAUAUCCACGAGAGAAUCGGCAAGAAGUUGGGACAGUUGUCCAUGCAGGACGAGUCAUUGUUGAAAAAGUAGUUUUUAGUUGUUCGUUUAUGCAUUUUUAGCACUCCACUGUUGUUAUUUUGGUGAAUAAAAUGGCCGAGUAGAUUUUGUUA
Anthonomus grandis grandis is the source of this 335-nucleotide messenger RNA. It is a transcript of the gene Tim10, whose product is annotated as mitochondrial import inner membrane translocase subunit Tim10. Lineage: Eukaryota; Metazoa; Arthropoda; Insecta; Coleoptera; Curculionidae. Gene Ontology annotation, cellular component: mitochondrial inner membrane. The coding region runs from base 1 to 255 and encodes 84 amino acids. The record is from RefSeq and is a predicted model, not a curated record. Gene Ontology annotation, biological process: protein insertion into mitochondrial inner membrane. The transcript has a single exon.